Molecule: messenger RNA, 2437 nt
Organism: Maniola jurtina (meadow brown)
Lineage: Eukaryota; Metazoa; Arthropoda; Insecta; Lepidoptera; Nymphalidae
Exons: 2
Coding region: 487-1920 (477 amino acids)
Source: RefSeq, a predicted model, not a curated record
UUUUAAUAAUGCCAACGCAGCACAAUGCCCUUCGCCAAUAGGAAGGUAGGUAUGUCGAGUAGUUAUUUUCUGUACUGAAUCGCUAAGAAUAUACGUCACUCACGUCAUACUCAACUUCUUUAAGAAAGUGUAUUACAUAAAUUAAACUCCUAAUUGGGAAGGUCGCGAGUUUGUGUUUACUGUUGGCUAGUGUAGUUAAACGCGGCGCGCGCGCAGGCCACACGUGUACUAGAAGUGAACCGCUUUUUCCGAUUCGUAGAUCGAACAGAAAUAGAAGCCUCGCUUAGUUUUACACUGUGUUUGUACAUCACCGCUAAAUGCCGCCUAAAUUCGUGAACUGAAAUGGGAAUCAAAGCAUAAACAUUAAACGAAAAUAAACCCGAAAUGUUGUUUUUGAUAAAUAUUCCAGUAAAAGUGGACAUGUCCUUAUCGAUACAGUAAUAUCGAUCAGCUGUUUAUGUGUGGAAGCCGUUGUUCUGUAACGAGAUGAGGAUCAAUUUUAUAUGGAUAUUUUUUUUGAUCUUGCCGUAUGUGGUGGUGACUUCACUACCGGUGCACAGCCCAGAGAGUCACCACACAAACGUUGAAACCAAUCCUGCCAAUGUGUACCAACAGCAAACGAAUGCUCAAAAUAUACCAAAGCCCGACGAAAGUUCGAAGCAUGACGAACAAAUCAUAUCUGUAAGAAUUACUUCGUCUGUCGCAGUGGGCAGAUCGAAAGCUCAGUCACUUCACCAAGCAUCUAACGGAAACAUAGAUCACAUAGAAUCUGAAUUCCACAUAACUACCCCUGCUGUAGAAGAAACUCAACCUAUUGAUUCUACAACCAUCCCUGACACCAUAUCUACUGUUACGGUGACAACUUUGGGAGAUGUUGAAAGUAAAACCGAAUUACCACCGAACCUUGUUGGUGCUAACAUAGAGUUCAUUAAGCAAUUACAAGCGAAAAAGGGAAUAAGGGGUCUAAAUAGUUAUGAAAGGUUACAUUCCUUUAAUUCAGAAGAUGACCUGCCCGAUUCCAAUCAGACUAACGAUUCUGUGGCGGAGUCGUCUGUACAGUCAGUGUUACGACAAGACGCUCUUCUAGACGAUGUGCCACUAGCGAGAUCUGUGCCGCUGUCUUAUAGUUCAAAAAGUUAUAUUCAGGACCCACCACAGAGAAAUUCAAGGUUAACAAGCGUAAAUUUUAACGUGGUUCAUGAUGCACCAAAACCAAAUAACUAUAAUGAUCAUGUUUCGGCAUACAUACACCCCACACAAUCAGUAGCAGAAUCACAAGAAUUUUAUAAUCAACCUUCUAAGGUUUACGGCCAACCAGCGCAAAUAUACAGUGAACCAGCAAAAAUUUACAGUGAACCAGCGAAAAUUUAUAGUGAGCCCGCUAAAGUAUACAGUGAACCAGCUAAAGUUUAUAGCGAACCUGCAAAAAUUUAUAGCGAGCCCGCCAAAUUUUAUAGCCAACCCGCUUCUUUGCAUCUCGAUGAAAAUACGCAGUCAGACGGAGCUCCUUGGCAACAAAAAUCACCUAUAUCAGCCUAUAGCAGUACAGUGAUUAGUACAUCGCCAACUACAUCACCUCCGUUUCCUGCAAAUAGACAGCAUUUAGGGCACGAGCCUGAAAAAAAUUAUGAGGUGGACGAAAAAGUUAGUGUUAUGACUGAUGGACGAACUCAUGGUGAGCAACCCGCUAACCCUGAAAACUGUAAACAAGAGAAUUGUAAAGUGGGUUACGUUGUUGAAGGUCGACAGUUCAGGAAAUAUAGAGUUGAGGAAAGAACCUCAGACGGUUUCAUCGUAGGAGAAUAUGGGGUCGUACGAAACGAAGAUGGAGCACUAAGAGGCGUCAGGUAUACAGCCGAUAGCGAUGCUAGUCCUCGUCUAAUACAUGACGCACUUAUGAAGUUCCUGCAGUUAAAAUAGGUAAUAAUUAUACUUGUUUUAUCAAAUAAAUUACUUAGUUGUCUGGUGACAAAAUUUGCUCAUUUAAUUUAUAUUACUUAUGAUAAUAUUAUAAUUUCCUCAACGCUUAUAAAAUGCUUUUUUUUUCUUCCGUUUAUUCAUACAUAUUAUUGGAAAGACUGAGAGUCUCAUGUUUAGGUACCUACCUAUGCUAACUUCAACAAUUAAUAAAUAACAAAUAAUAAAUAAUGACUAUACCAUAACUUUUAUUCAGAAACACAUUCUUUCAUAUUUGUGACGUACAAUACUUAAUUCGAUAUUUUUCUUCUGUAUUUUUUAUUCCAAUUUCCAAGGAAUCGUGUUCGGUGUAACUUUAUUUGUUGCAUAAUAUUGGGAUAAUGCGUGGAUAUUGCAAUUUUCGUUCACAUAAAAUAACUAUCGAUCCAAGUAGGUAGGUACUUCGUGUGAAUUUACCCACUAGGUAGGUACCUAUAUUAUUUUGAAAGCAUUUUUAAUAAAUUUGUAUUCUGAUAUGGAU